Molecule: messenger RNA, 1799 nt
Organism: Doryrhamphus excisus (bluestripe pipefish)
Lineage: Eukaryota; Metazoa; Chordata; Actinopteri; Syngnathiformes; Syngnathidae
Gene: sfxn2
Product: sideroflexin 2
Biological process (GO): serine import into mitochondrion; monoatomic ion transport
Cellular component (GO): mitochondrial inner membrane
Molecular function (GO): monoatomic ion transmembrane transporter activity
Source: RefSeq, a predicted model, not a curated record
GGACCGGCUGGACCUGCGCGUCACGGGGGAGCUGCCCCGGCACGCCAUUGGCGGAGAGCUUGCCACGUGCACAUGUCUCCACUAUUGCCACCGAGAGCUCGUUUGAUUACCUGCCAGAUUCUCUUCAUAGGCGGUGGACGGUUCAACGUAAAAAAGGUGCGCAAAGCCAGCCGCCGUGCAUUAACCUGCCACCCGUGAAUGCCUGCCAGGAACCGCCAUGGCGCUGAGCUCGACGUUCGACAUUGACGCACCGCGAUGGGACCAGUCCACGUUCACGGGCCGGCUGAAGCACUUCUUCAACGUCACCGACUGGCGGACGGCGCUCUUGCCUGACUCGCGCCUUGACGAGGCCAAAGCCUUAGUGGAGAGCUGUAGGGCGGGUUCCGUUCCGCCAGGUACCACUGAAGAACAGCUCCACUAUGCCAAAAAGCUUUAUGACUCCGCCUUCCACCCCGACACGGGGGACCGCAUGAACCUCAUCGGACGUAUGUCCUUCCAGGUGCCAGGAGGUAUGGCCAUCACCGGCGCCAUGCUCCAGUUCUACAGGACGGUUCCAGCGGUCGUGUUCUGGCAGUGGGUGAACCAGUCCUUCAACGCGCUGGUUAACUACACCAACCGCAACGCUGCAUCCAGCAUCACCCCCAAGCAGAUCGGCGUCGCCUACGUGACGGCGACCAGCACGGCUUUAGCCACGGCGGUCGGGCUCAACCUCUACACAAAGAGAGCCCCCCCUCUGGUCGCCCGAUGGGUGCCCUUUGCGGCCGUGGCAGCGGCCAACUGUGUCAACAUUCCCAUGAUGAGGCAACAGGAAAUCCUCAACGGCAUCGCUGUCACCGAUGAAAACGGGAACAAACUGGGCCACUCACAGAAAGCGGCUGUGAAAGGCAUCACCCAGGUGGUCAUCUCCAGGAUUACCAUGGCCGCACCAGGAAUGAUCAUCCUCCCCAUCAUCAUGCAGCGCCUGGAAAAAUACAAAUUCAUGCAGAGAAUCACGUACCUCCACGGGCCCAUUCAAGUGAUGAUGGUGGGCGUCUUUUUGGUCUUCAUGGUGCCGGCGGCCUGCUCGUUGUUCCCACAGAAAUGCUCCAUUGCCGUGUCAAAACUGGAACCGGAACUUCGUGACUCCAUUGUGUCCAAGUACGGCGAGGCCGUGCAGCACGUCUACUUCAACAAAGGCCUCUGAGGCCUUAACAGAACUUUUAUGCCAUUUAUCUUUUUUCCUAGUGAUUAUAUUUCAAGAGGUGCUUCCACAGUACAGUAACUUUGUAUUUUUUAUAAUUCUGUUAUGAUUCUCAAAAUGAAUUAUUCCUCUUCUCCCCCCCUUUCUUCCUUCACAAACCAAAUGAUAUAUUCUCAGGAAAUUUCUUUGCUUCAUCACAGGACUCACUGUCAGAACUAAGCAAAAACAUGUUCUGAAGCCUUUUUUUCUUAAGUGUUACGUGCCUUCGAGAGCGUUGCUUUGGCAACAACAAGACUCCUGGGAUGCUCCCCCCCCCCCCCCCCCCCCCCGCCCACCACCCCCACCAAGCUGACCUCUACGCAUGGACAAAGUGAGGCUGAGUGGACAAACAACUCUGCUCUCACUCUUUGUCAAAUAUGGGAGCAACAGUGCAAGGAAUGGGGGCGGGGGGAUGCUGCCUUCUGGUGGCGGAAAGGAGGGAGCUAGACUGGUUACAAUGGUUGUUAGUGGGUUUUUUUGCAUGAUUCCGCUUGAAAGUUGACCUCACAGAAGUAAAAUCACACCAUAAUCUUCAGCAUAAGCUGGAAUAAAGACCUACACAAUGUUGGAAUUCAUGUUG